Molecule: messenger RNA, 2686 nt
Organism: Sitodiplosis mosellana (orange wheat blossom midge)
Lineage: Eukaryota; Metazoa; Arthropoda; Insecta; Diptera; Cecidomyiidae
Gene: Dgkepsilon
Product: diacylglycerol kinase epsilon
Exons: 7
Coding region: 459-2051 (530 amino acids)
Molecular function (GO): ATP-dependent diacylglycerol kinase activity
Source: RefSeq, a predicted model, not a curated record
AAAUUUGGCCAAAGUAGAAAAGAAAACGCAAUUUUUGCAUCAUUAUUGUAAACACUUGAAUUGGCAUGAACUAGCUGGAAUAUUGGUCCUGCUCUCUUUCCUCAGCUGCUUCAAAUGUGAUGCGAGAAAAAGAGAAGAGUUCGGCAUCAAGCAGCUCCCUCCAUCGGAUGACAUUUAACAUUUUUAAACCAAUAAGACUCUAUGAAAUUUCAAGUCAGAAUAGACUUUAUUCAACAUUUCGUUUUUUUUUCUGUUGUUUGGUUGAAUCUGAGCUACGGCGAUUUUUGUUAACAAUUGAUUUUUCAUUCGCAAACCACACAUAUUUCCGACUAUUCCGAACUUGUUGACAGUGAUCGAUAUUUUUUUCAAUGUUCAGUUUAUUCUAAGGUUGUGAGAAUUAUUCGCCAUCAAAUCGUCUAUUCUAAAUCAAUUGGUGUGUUGAUAUAAUUAGUGAAAUCAUGCUAUUCGAAACAUGUAUCAUAUGUGGAAUCGUGUUCGCCUUAUGGUCUAUCGGAAAAUUGUUGAUGCUGUUCGAUAUUGUACACGUACCAAAGAAACGAGUACAUAUCUGGCGCCAUGUAAAACAUUUGAAUCGAGCAUGUUACUGUUCAAUUUGCGAGAUAAUGUUAACGUCCAGCGGGUUUUAUUGUGAAGCUUGUGGUGUAUGCUCUGACACACUUUGUAUCACGAUGGCUGAAAAAGUGUUGAAAUGUAAAGUAACCUCAACGGACUUGGUGGUGAAACCAAGUGAUGGAUUGGAACCAGUUGUUAGUGAACAACAGCAUCUAUGGGUGAAGGGAAAUCUAACACAAUGCUAUACGUGCUACAUUUGUGAUCGUGUUGUUGAUUAUCAUGGACGACCUGGAUUGUAUGGCUAUCGAUGUUGUUGGUGUCAGCGUAGCACUCAUGUUAAUUGCUUUGUAAAAACCGCCGAUGACAAAGUCUGUGAUUUUGGUACCUUCAAGGAUAUGAUCAUUCCACCAAACCAUGUAUUCGUUAAGCAUCGUCGCCUUCAUCAUCAAGUCACCCAUUUUCUACAGCCCGAUUGGCCUGAUUGGAAACCACUUAUUGUUGUCGCAAACAAUAAAUCGGGUGAUAAUACGGCUGAAAAUGUGAUUGCUGUGUUCAGAAGCGUAUUGAAUCCCAUUCAAAUAUUCGAAUUAAGCUCAUCGGGACCGAAUACAGCGCUUAAUUUGAUAAGUAAAAUCCGAUCAACGCCUUGCCGUAUACUAGUGGCUGGUGGAGAUGGUACUAUCGGUUGGAUACUGAACGAAAUAUCGCGAAAAAAUAUUCAACCGAUUCCAGAAGUUUGUAUCCUACCGAUUGGUACGGGCAACGAUCUAUCUCGUGUUCUUGGUUGGGGUGGUGUUCCACCAGCUGUUUUAAAUCCAGCCGAACUGUGCGAAAAAAUUCGUAGCGCUGAAACAGUACAAUUGGAUCGUUGGCUCGUCGAAAUUGAAGGUCAUUCGACACGUCGACUGCAUAUGAGUUGGUUACCUCAUCGUAAACUGCACACGUACAACUAUUUUAGCGUGGGUGUUGAUGCACAAGUCACAUUCAAUUUCCACAAAGCUCGUGAGAGCCCAUUUUAUAUGAUAAGUAGCCGAAUUUUUAACAAGAUUUUAUAUUUAUGCUUCGGAACACAUCAAGUGGUUCUACCCGAUUGUGUUGGUCUUGAGAAGAAAAUUGACGUUUACUUGGAUGGUGAGAAAAUCGAUUUGCCCGAAUUACAAGCGGUCGUCUGUAUAAAUAUCGAUUCUUGGGCUGCAGGUGUAAAUUUGUGGGUGAUGAGCGCUGAUGAAGACGAUCCGGUUAAAUCAAGUAUAUCGGAUGGUGUGAUCGAAGUGAUGGGCAUUGUGUCAUCAUUUCAUAUGGCCCAAUUACAAGUCGGUCUCAACAAACCGAUCCGAUUGGGUCAGGCGCGUAGCGUUCGCAUUCGAAUGCGAGAAUCAUUUCCAGUACAGGCCGAUGGUGAACCAUGGAUUCAAGCGCCUAGCGAGGUGAAUAUUUCGUGCGAUGGUCAAGCAAAAAUGCUGCAGUAUUCCUCUUAACAAAACUCAUUUAUGAAAAUAUACAACAAACCCGAUGACAAAUCAAUUCGAUGAUGAUAUAAAUUCCAAAGUUUACCUGACACUUUAAUAUGUAGUUGAUUGAUUGAUUGAUAUUCUGUUUUGAUUGUUUUUUAAUCAAUGUCAUUAUUUUAUUCUCUUUAUUUAAGCCCAGGUUGAUUUAUGCGCUUUAUUUGUAAAUGUUGUGAAUUUCGAGAGCUUUAUUUUAAAUUAUAUUGUAAAAUAUUCAUUUAUUGGAUAAAGUUACCAAAGUAAAUUUAGUUAUUAAGCCAAUGAAUCUCAUUUAUUUCCAUCUCCUGCAAUAUAUGAGUAUUGUUUUUUCGCUCCAUUUUCCAUGUUUUCCAAAUGUCCGAAUGUAUUAGCCGGGAAAAAAAAAACAAUUAGCUAAUUGAACAAAAUUUUACAUCAUCUAUGAUUAUUUGUAAGUGCCAUUCAGACUCAUAUUUGUAUUGUAUUGUAUUGUAGUUAUUUCUGCUAACAAAAGCGAAUUCGUGUGGAUAUUUCAUAUCUACUAUAAAUAUAGAAAUUGUCGAAUUUUUUUUCCCUUCAUUUUGUUGGUCUAAUGUAUUUAUGAAACUUUUGCCGAUAUGAAUAAAUUAUUUUCUUUUUUUUCUUCA